This is a messenger RNA of Oryza brachyantha (malo sina), 549 nucleotides long. RefSeq names its product probable receptor-like protein kinase At2g47060. Gene Ontology annotation, molecular function: ATP binding; protein kinase activity. Lineage: Eukaryota; Viridiplantae; Streptophyta; Magnoliopsida; Poales; Poaceae. The record is from RefSeq and is a predicted model, not a curated record. Gene Ontology annotation, biological process: protein phosphorylation. The transcript is spliced from 5 exons. The coding region runs from base 1 to 549 and encodes 182 amino acids.
AUGGUGGAAAAUUUCAGUUUGGAAUGCUUGUCAGUGCUUGAGAAAGCUCAGCCUCAUAUCAUCCACAGGGACAUCAAGUCCAGCAAUGUUCUUCUUUUUGAUGAUGAUGUUGCUAAAAUAGCCGACUUUGAUUUCUCAAACCAAGCUCCUGAUAUGGCAGCCCGGCUUCACUCAACUAGGGUUCUUGGAACCUUUGGAUACCAUGCACCUGAGUAUGCAAUGACUGGACAGCUUAGCUCCAAGAGUGAUGUGUACAGCUUUGAAGUUGUUCUUCUUGAGUUAUUGACUGGAAGGAAACCUGUUGACCAUACAUUACCAGGGGACAGCAGAGCCACCCCAAGGCUUAGUGAAGACAAGGUCAGGCAAUGUGUUGACUCAAGACUUGGAGGGGACUAUCCUCCUAAAGCUGUUGCAAAGUUUGCAGCUGUCGCGGCAUUAUGUGUUCAGUAUGAAGCAGACUUUCGACCAAACAUGAGCAAUGUCGUCAAGGCGCUUCAGCCCCUCCUGAAUGCUCGAGCAACGAACCCUGGAGAAAAUGCUGGGUCAUAA